Marmota monax (woodchuck) is the source of this 6284-nucleotide messenger RNA. RefSeq names its product calmodulin regulated spectrin associated protein 1 (gene Camsap1). Lineage: Eukaryota; Metazoa; Chordata; Mammalia; Rodentia; Sciuridae. Gene Ontology annotation, molecular function: calmodulin binding; spectrin binding; microtubule minus-end binding. Bases 29 to 4861 code for a protein of 1610 amino acids. Gene Ontology annotation, cellular component: microtubule minus-end. Gene Ontology annotation, biological process: cytoplasmic microtubule organization; neuron projection development; negative regulation of microtubule depolymerization. The transcript is spliced from 18 exons. The record is from RefSeq and is a predicted model, not a curated record.
GCCGGGCCGCCGCGGCCUUUGUCUGCGGAUGGUGGACGCGGGAGGCCGCCCCGCCGCCGAGGGCUGGCGGAGGAUGGAGGCCCCGCCGGACGGCGCUGACCUGGUGCCGCUGGACCGCUACGACGCGGCGCGGGCCAAGAUCGCCGCCAACCUGCAGUGGAUCUGCGCCAAGGCCUACGGGCUAGAUAACAUCCCCGAGGACCUCAGAGACCCCUUCUACAUUGACCAGUAUGAGCAGGAGCACAUUAAGCCACCUGUUAUCAAGCUGCUCCUGUCCAGUGAGCUGUACUGCCGUGUCUGCAGCCUCAUCCUGAAGGGGGACCAGGCAGCCACCUUGCAAGGACACCAAUCUGUCAUCCAGGCUCUGUCCCGAAAGGGCAUCUAUGUGAUGGAGAGUGACGACACCCCUGUGACAGACGCAGACCUGGGCCACGCGCCCAUAAAGAUGAGCGCCCACAUGGCCAUGGUGGACGCCCUGAUGAUGGCCUACACCGUGGAGAUGAUCAGCAUCGAGAAGGUGGUGGCCAGCGUCAAGCGCUUCUCUACAUUCAGCGCCUCGAAAGAACUUCCCUACGACCUCGAGGAUGCCAUGGUGUUCUGGAUCAACAAGGUAAAUCUUAAAAUGAGAGAAAUAACAGAGAAGGAAGUUAAAUUAAAACAGCAAUUACUGGAAAGUCCAGCUCAUCAAAAGUCUCCCUCCAAGUGGUAUUGGAAGUUAGUGCCCGUUCGCUAUCGGCGAGAGCACCUCUCCGCUCGGCAGCUGCCCUGCUUCCCGUUGCUGGAGGACUUGAUGCGAGAUGGCAGUGACGGGGCUGCUCUCUUGGCGGUUGUCCACUACUACUGCCCAGAACAGAUGAAGCUGGACGACAUUUGUCUAAAGGAGGUGCCGUCGCUGGCCGACAGCCUGUACAACAUCCGGCUGCUGAGGGAGUUCUCCAACCAGCACCUGAGCAAGUGCUUCUACCUCACCCUGGAAGACAUGCUCUAUGCGCCCCUGGUGCUCAAGCCAAACCUCAUGGUCUUCAUUGCUGAGCUUUUCUGGUGGUUUGAAAAUGUCAAGCCAGACUUCGUCCAGCCCAGGGAUGUUCAGGAGCUGAAAGAUGCUAAAACGGCAUUGCAGCAGAAAAGUAGCCGGCCUCCUGUCCCCAUCUCCAAUGCAACCAAGCGCAGCUUCCUGGGCAGCCCUGCUGCACUGAGCCCCGCUGACCUGCCGCCACCUACUCAGCCACCAGCCGAAGGCGGGCAUAGGUACCACCUCCAUCCCGAAGAAGCUGAGUGUCUUGGGAAAGGAACUUCUGCCUUUAGCCCUUCCCAUCCUCUAUUGCCACUGAGGCAGAAGCAGCAGAAAGCAGUGCAGGCAGAGGACAGCCCUGACCAGCGACAUCGAUCUAACUCUUUAACCCGAGUCGAUGGCCAGCCACGAGGUACGGCAGUAGCGUGGCCAGAAAAAAAAGCCAGGCCAGUGUCCCAGCCAACACCCUUUGCUCUCCACCAUGCUGCGAGCUGUGACGUGGACCUUGGCUCUGGUGACAGCGUCAGCCUGGCGCGCUCUAUCAGCAAGGACAGCUUGGCAUCCAGCAUUGUUCAUCUGACCCCACAGAACCAGCCCUGCCCCACAGCUGGGAGGACCAAUGGGAGGAGCCUCCUGAGCAAUGUUAGUAUUGAGGAUGAGGAUGAGGAGCUGGUGGCCAUCAUCAGGACAGAUGUGUCUCCCCACUGUGUGGACCCGCAAGGCCCCAGGGCCUCGCCGCGGGCCCCAGGCCUAAUAGCAGGUGCCAGGUCUCCCCAGAGGCAGGUGGAUGCCCUAGAGAAUAAGCCUGACAGCUUUUUCUUGGAGCCCCUGCUGCCAGCAGUGCUGAGGCCGGCAAAAGAGAAGCAGACCACCACCAAGGAGGAUGAGCGAGGGGAAGGGAGACCUCGGAGCAUUGUGCCCAGGAGGCCCAGCGAGGGCCCUCAACCUGCUGCCCGGAAGAAGGCGACCGGCCGUCGUGACUUGAAGAGCACUUUCACCCCAAUUCCGUGCUCAGAGCUUGCUGUUAGCACUGACCCUGCAGAGCGGGGACUGCGGUCUGCAGAAGCUACAGAAGUGCAUGGGGGCCCUCUGGCCUUUGGCGGAUUGGAUCCGUUGUCUCAGGGACAGUCUGCUGAUGGCUUUUUCCUUCACCUAGGCAGGGCUGAUGGAGACACAGAGGGAAGGUUAUGUGUUGGCCCAAGAAGCCCUGGCACCCCCGAUGAGGAGCCCUGGGCUGUCCUGAGGCCAGAUUCUGACUCUGACGUGGGAGACCUAGAGGAAGUGGAACAGGAUUUCAUUGGCGAGGACCCUGCCGUGGUGAUUGCCAGGUACGCCGGUGAAGAGGAGUCAGCCAAGUUGCAGGAGGACAUGAAGGUGAAGGAGCAUGAGGACAAAGAUGAUGCUAGUGGCCGCUCGAGCCCAUGUCUGAGCACUGCCUCUCAGCUCAGCAGCGUAUCCAUGGCCAGUGGAAGCGUGAAGAUGACCAGCUUUGCUGAGAGGAAGCUCCAGAGACUCAACAGCUGUGAAACCAAGUCCAGUACCAGCAGCUCCCAGAAGACCACACCGGACGCAUCGGAAAGCUGCCCAGCCCCUCUGACGACGUGGAGGCAGAAGAGAGAGCAGAGCCCAGGCAGGCACAGCCGGGACCCUGCCAGCCUCCUGGCGUCUGAGCUGGUGCAGCUGCACAUGCAGCUGGAGGAGAAGCGCAGGGCCAUAGAGACCCAGAAGAAGAGGAUGGAGGCCCUGUCUGCGCGGCAGCGCCUGAAGCUGGGCAAGGCCGCCUUCCUGCACGUGGUGAAGAAGGGGAAGGCUGAUGGUGCCCCUCAGCCACUGAGGCCAGAGCAUUUUGCAAAGGAGUAUGUUCAGCACAAUGGCGAGGACUUUGACAGUGGCAUUUCUAAGUCAGAAGCCUUCCUCGCCAAGGAAGAGCAGAGGGAAGAUCUCAGUGAGUCUCAGGACAUAGACAGAGAAAGCCUGGCUUUUGUCCAGCUUCAUAAGCCCAAAGACCUGACGGCUGUGCAUGACGGGGAGAAGGGCAGAGCGCUUUCUGCUGCUCUCCUGGAGGACGGCAUUGGCGAGGUGGGAGACCUGAGCGAAUGCGACCUUUCCAUUGAGAAGCUGAACGAGACCAUCAGCACGCUGCAGCAGGCCAUUCUGAAGAUCUCCCAGCAACAGGAGCAGCUCCUCAUGAAGUCCCCCACGGUACCAACGCCAGGCCCUAAAAAUAACUCUCAGGACCAAAAAGUAAAGACCUCAAUCCACUUCGUUGAGCCGCUUUCUCCGACUGGGGUGUCUGGUCACCGCAAACCCCCCCGUCUGGGCCAGAGCCGGAGCUCCCGUUCAGGAAGACCAGCUGAGCUGAAGGUUCCAAAGGAUAGGCAGCAGGGCUCUUCCCGGAGCAAGACCCCAACACCCACUGUGGAGACCCUCCCACAUCUUCGACCUUUCCCCUCUGGUGAUCACCCACGGACACCUCCCGACCCGGGCGUGGACAGUGCUGCAGCCCCCGGCAGCAACCCUCCUGAGAAGUGUCUCUUGGACAGUUACAGGCUUCAUGAUGAAAGCAACCAGCGGACAUUGGCUCUGUCCUCCUGCAAAGAGGCAAAUGUUCUGUCAGAACAGAUGAACUUCACAGAAGCUGUGGACACGAGUGGGAAAGAGGCAGGGCUGCACUCCUCCGACCCCGCAGGGAGCGACCACGUUCCUGGGGAAGAGCCACUGAGGAGCAAGGCCAGCCUCAUCGAGGUGGACCUGUCCCACCUACAGGCCCCCGAUGAGGACGGAGAGGGGGCUGGCCACACGGGCUCUGUGGACCUCCUCAGCGACAGUGACCAGAAGCCUGGGCUUGGCUUCUUCUUUAAGGACGAACAGAAAGCAGAAGAUGAACUUGCCAAGAAGCGGGCGGCCUUCCUCUUGAAACAGCAGCGCAAGGCCGAGGAGGCUCGCGUGCGGAAACAGCAGCUGGAGGCAGAGGUGGAGCUCAAGCGGGAUGAAGCCCGGCGUAAAGCUGAGGAGGACCGCAUCCGGAAGGAGGAGGAGAAGGCACGGCGAGAGCUCAUUAAGCAGGAGUACUUGCGGAGGAAGCAGCAGCAGAUCCUAGAGGAGCAAGGGCUCGGCAAACCCAGGUCGAAGCCGAAAAAGCCGCGCCCAAAGUCCGUGCACCGGGAAGAGUCUUGCAGUGACUCUGGGACCAAGUGUUCCUCCACCCCGGAUAACCUGAGCCAGACUCAUUCCGGCUCCAGCCUGUCCUUGGCCUCUGCAGCGACCACGGAGCCCGAGAGCAUCCACUCAGGGGGCACACCUUCGCAGCGAGUGGAGUCCUUGGAAGCCUUGCCCAUUCUGAGCCGCAACCCAAGCAGGAGCACAGACCGGGACUGGGAAACGGCGUCGGCAGCUUCCUCCCUGGCCUCAGUGGCCGAGUACACAGGUCCCAAGCUCUUCAAGGAGCCCAGUAGCAAGUCCAACAAGCCCAUCAUCCACAACGCCAUCUCCCACUGCUGUCUGGCCGGGAAGGUGAACGAGCCUCACAAGAACUCCAUAUUGGAGGAGCUGGAGAAGUGUGACGCCAACCACUAUAUCAUUCUGUUCCGUGACGCCGGCUGCCAGUUCAGGGCGCUGUACUGCUACUACCCCGACACCGAGGAGAUCUGCAAGCUCACCGGCACGGGGCCCAGGAGCAUCACCAAGAAGAUGAUCGACAAGUUAUACAAAUACAGCUCAGACCGCAAACAGUUCAACCUGAUCCCAGCCAAGACCAUGUCCGUCAGCGUGGAUGCACUCACCAUCCAUAACCACUUGUGGCAGCCCAAGCGGCCCGCAGUGCCAAAGAAGAACCAGACUCGUAAGUGACCCCAGUGAAGCCCGGGGUCUGAGGACAUGCCGACGGGAUCCAUAGUUACUGUUCCGUCUACUGGGGUACGAAGCGUGCAGAGACACUGACCUUUUUUCAGAGGUGUUUAGACCACAACAGGAAGCCCUCUCUCGCCUCCUUGCACGCACAGGGCAUGCUGGGAGGGCCAGAGGGAGGCGUACGUGCCCUGUUUUCAGUGGCAGCUGCUGUGGUCCCUGCUGACCAACGCGGCCCUCAGAUGGGGACGUCGUGCGGCGAGGUCUCCAGUGUGCGUCCCCCUCGCUUGCCCCUCCACACACUGCCUGCUGCCCUCCAGUUGGCCAGCGCAGGCGUGCUCUGCAGUCAGGUGUGUGAAUGUCUUCCUGAGAGGAGCUCGUGUGGAGUCUUUAUUUGAGAAGUUGUCUAUUUAUUGAUUGUUCUACUGCCAACAUCUACAUCCAGUCCUGAGAUGUCUGAACAAGUCCUUGUUCCUUGCUGCUCAGAGAAGCUUACUGAGGUUCCCAGUCCACUAAAGGCACUGAAAGCAGCAGUCAGUCUCUGCGGCACCCCUUUACAGGCGUGGAGAUGGCGACUGCGACAGGCGGCCGUGCGGAUGGCCGGGUACUGCUGGCUGGUGUUGGCCUGCUGUGAGGUGGUGCUGGGCCAUCAGGGGCUGUGCCGGUGACGCUGGGUAGGGGCUGGUGGUCUGUUCACUUAAUAAAAGCAGAUUUUGGUACAGUUAGCGCAUCUGUCCCUCUGAGCGGGUCUCUCCUGAGAUGCUGCACAGGGCCGAGACUUUCUUUGUGGUGGUGUGACGUCUGUACCUGCCGUCGCGCUCUGGCUUGAGGAGUAGCAUGCUCUGCAGGGUGUACAGGCAGGUGAGGGUGGUGACUUUGUCUUGUUGCCUAUUUAAAAGCAAUUAUGUGGUUAUUUGCAGUUAUUCCAGAACUCAAGUAAAGUGGAGUGGCUUUGGGUUCUUUCCACAUGGGUCCCAGUGGCGGCUGAUGCUUCUCCAGAGCAGACGUUCCUGGGGAGCAGGUGCAUCCCAGCCCCAGCCACGGCUUGUGCCACGCGGCAGAGACACCUGUGUGACGGACCAGCUGCCGGAAGAUCCUGGAGCCACUUACGUUAGUUUUGCACAUAUUUUCUUGGGAGUGUUACUUGAAUCUAUCUUGAACUGCAGAAAAAAAUUGACGUUAAUAGAAGAAGUUAGAGACAGAUAUAACUGUCACACAGUGUUAGGUAGAAAGGUGACGGAGCUGUGUGCAGAGGAAGGAGGGGACAUGGUACGGGACAGGAGAGGGAAGCCCAGGCCUCCUUCAGUUUCCUCAUCCUUUGAAGAAGAACAUGGCCUGCUCCGACUGUGUAAAUAUCGUGCCGGGCCCUGUGCUGCUGUGGAGUGACCGCAGCCCGUGCCGAGAUUAAAGUCUGGACGUCUGUCAA